GGCGCUAGCUUUGUACCCAGACGAGCCAGACCAGACGUGCGGUGCAGCCUGCGGGGAAACCGUACCGUGCUCCCUUCAUCCCGGCGUCACGCCUCCCGCCCGCAGCUUCGUUUCUCGGAUCAAAGGCCGUGCAUGCAACAGUAACCCGGCCGGGUCUACGUGCACUGCCGGAGGGGACGCACGGAAGGCGGCGAGAAGGAGCUAGCGCGCGCGCGCCAUGGGUGCCGCGUUCUUGUCUUCAUGGCCGUGGGAUAACCUUGGCUUCUUCAAGUAUGUCUUGUACGGGCCUCUGGUGGGCAAGGCGUUGGCGUCCCGGGCGUGGGAGCCGGCGAGCCCCGACCACUGGCUCUGCCUCCUGCUGGCGCUCUUCGCGCUCCGGGCCUUCACCUACCAGCUCUGGAGCUCCUACAGCAACAUGCUCUUCCUCACCCGCCGCCGCCGCAUCGUCCGCGACGGCGUCGACUUCGAGCAGAUCGACAAGGAGUGGGACUGGGACAACUUCCUGAUACUGCAGAUACUGAUGGCGUCCACGGCGCUCUACGCCUUCCCGUCGCUGCGGCACCUCCCGGGGUGGAACACCGCCGGCUUCGCCGUCGCCGCCGUCCUCCACGUCGCCGCCACCGAGCCCUUGUUCUACGUGGCGCACAGGGCCUUCCACGGCGACCACCUCUUCGCCCGCUACCACGCGCCCCACCACUCCAUCAAGGUGCCCACGCCCUUCACAGCCGGGUUCGCGACGCCGCUGGAGCACAUGGUGCUGGGCGCGCUCAUGGCGCUGCCGCUCGCCGGCGCGUACGCCGCGGGUGUGGGCUCGGUGGGGCUGGCCUUCGCCUACGUGCUGGCGUUCGACUUCCUCAGGGCCAUGGGCCACUGCAACGUGGAGCUGUUCCCCGGCGGCCUCUUCCGGUCGCUCCCGUUCCUCAGAUACCUCAUCUACACCCCAACGUACCACACCAUCCACCACGCCGGGAAGAAGGCCAACUUCUGCCUCUUCAUGCCGCUGUUCGACCGGCUGGGCGGCACGCUCGACGCCACCUCCUGGGAGCUGCAGAGGAAGAACAGAGCAGGGAUGGACGAGGUGCCGGACUUCGUGUUCCUAGCGCACGUGGUGGACGUGAUGCAGUCGAUGCACGUGCCGUUCGUGAUGCGCACCUUCGCCUCCACGCCAUUCGCGGUGCGGGCCUUCCUGCUGCCGCUGUGGCCCAUCGCGCUCCUCUUCAUGUUCAUGGUGUGGGCGUGGUCCAAGACCUUCAUCAUCUCCUACUACCACCUCCGCGGCAAGCUCCACCAGAUCUGGGCCGUCCCCAGAUACGGCUUCCACUACUUCCUGCCGUUCGCCAAGGACGGGAUCAACGACCAGAUCGAGCUGGCCAUCCUCAGGGCCGACAGAAUGGGCGUCAAAGUCGUCAGCCUUGCAGCUCUCAACAAGAACGAGGCGCUCAACGGCGGCGGCACGCUGUUCGUGAACAAGCACCCGGACCUCCGCGUGCGCGUCGUCCACGGCAACACCCUCACGGCGGCGGUCAUCCUCAACGAGAUCCCCAAGGGCACCACCGAGGUCUUCAUGACCGGCGCCACCUCCAAGCUCGGCAGGGCCAUCGCGCUCUACCUCUGCCGCAAGAAGAUCCGCGUCAUGAUGAUGACGCUGUCGACGGAGAGGUUCCAGAAGAUCCAGAAGGAGGCGGCGGCGGAGCACCAGCAGUACCUGGUGCAGGUGACCAAGUUCCAGUCGGCGGAGCAGUGCAGGACGUGGAUCGUCGGCAAGUGGCUGUCGCCGCGGGAGCAGCGGUGGGCGUCGCCGGGCACGCACUUCCACCAGUUCGUGGUGCCCCCCAUCCUCGGCUUCCGCCGGGACUGCACCUACGGCAAGCUCGCCGCCAUGCGCCUCCCCAAGGACGCGCGGGGCCUCGGCUCCUGCGAGUUCUCGCUGGAGCGCGGGGUGGUGCACGCCUGCCACGCCGGCGGCGUCGUGCACUUCCUCGAGGGGUACGCGCACCACGAGGUCGGCGCCAUCGACGUCGACCGCAUCGACGUCGUCUGGGAGGCGGCGCUCAAGCACGGCAUCCGGCCCGUCUGAGCGCUCCUAUCGUAUCGUAUCAUCGCCCCGUGCACUUCCGUCUAGCUACGGCCCAAGUCCGGCCCAAGACAAAACCUUCUACUCUAUUUCUACAGUAGUACUGUAGUAUUCUUUUUCCUUCUCGACGUAUACUGCAAGCUCGGUCGUGUGAAGUGGGGUGCUGGUGGCUCCUAACGAUUCAAUUUACAGCUGUACUGUUUUGAUUUGUACACAAAUAUAUACGGUACAUUCGAGGCAAAA
Molecule: messenger RNA, 2317 nt
Organism: Hordeum vulgare subsp. vulgare (domesticated barley)
Lineage: Eukaryota; Viridiplantae; Streptophyta; Magnoliopsida; Poales; Poaceae
Product: very-long-chain aldehyde decarbonylase GL1-1
Exons: 9
Coding region: 218-2077 (619 amino acids)
Biological process (GO): lipid biosynthetic process
Molecular function (GO): iron ion binding; oxidoreductase activity
Source: RefSeq, a predicted model, not a curated record